Molecule: messenger RNA, 7811 nt
Organism: Ostrea edulis (European flat oyster)
Lineage: Eukaryota; Metazoa; Mollusca; Bivalvia; Ostreida; Ostreidae
Exons: 2
Coding region: 2682-3722 (346 amino acids)
Source: RefSeq, a predicted model, not a curated record
GCUGGGAACCACGAAUCCCUCUCAAACGACCCAUUCCAAACUCUCAGCACUGUGGUUGUCAAGACACCCCAUACGUAAUGGAGAAAACAUCGAAGAUUGGAUCUAGCUGUUGUCGAUUUAGAAAGUUUACAUUAAAGCUUUUCAGAAUGCAUUUUGAUUGUUGAAUUAAGCCGUGCUUUAACAUUCAGCAAGUUUAUAUGACAUCAUCUGUUGGUACAAAAACCGGUGACUUUCCAAUUAUGACUGCAAUACCACACUACAGAGCAAAACCCACAAAUUUUAGAAGUCUGGAUAACGUUCUCCCAGUAACCAGUAUUCUGCACUGAUCAGCUUAAAAAUCACCAUGGAAAUGCAUCUUUGUAAAGCAGAAGGAAAGAGGAAUAUCCGAGAUUUAAUAUUGACAGCAUGUAUUGCCAUAUCUGGGAAAAAGCUAGUUUGUUGUGUUUAAGCAGUGAUCUCAUUUAAACUUUUGACAUUCUGUGCCAUGGUGGAGAGACACGGCAUCUGUGUGUCUUUGUUAAGGCUGUAGUUAACCUGGUGUUGUCAUGUCAUUAUAGUGGAACUCAAUAUUCUAUUUAUAUAUUUUAUAUCUAUCAUAGCUGAUGUUGACACUGCAUACAAAGAGGAAUAAGCUGCUUUUAUUGAAAGCAACGCCCAGUCGAAUUUGUUUGUUUUUUUAAAGACUCACAGAUGUUAAAAUGAUAAGGGCACUUUGGACUUUUUAAUAAGGCACAUGAAUCUUUUGUGUACAUUCACACAGAUUUAAGAUUGUUUUAUUCACAUUACAGUGAUCUAUUCAAUGUGAACAUGCAUCAAGAUGAAAUUGAUUUGAUUUUUUUCAGGUAAAAGAUAUUGUCAUAGUAACAUAGUUUUUUUCUUAUUAAGGAAUUAAUUAUUUUUUUCACUGAAUAUGAAACUAUAUUCUGUUGUGGAAGUGUAUGUUUUGCCACUGAAUUUGAAACUAUAUUCUCUUGUGGGAGUUUACAUUUUGCCACUGAAUAUGGAACUAUUUUCUGUUGUGGAAGUUAACAUUCCAGUAUUAGGAUAGACAUGAACCACACAUUUGUUGGACCAAUCAUUUUUUAUUAUUUACCCACAAUUCCUUGUCUCUAUUAUCUUAGACUGUAUGAGAGUUGGUUGUUGUUGAUAUCAGUGAUGGUUUUGUGUAUGUGUGUAUAUACAGUUGAACUUCGGUAUUUCGAACAUCGAUAUCUUCAACACCAUGGAUAUGUCGGAGUGAGUUGGAAGCCCCAGUUAAAUUUUCUUUAUGUAUUUUAACCCCAAUAUCUCUAACCCUCAAAUAUCUCAAUGUUUUUUCUCGGCCCUAUUACAAGGUUUGACUGUACAUACACACACUCGCCACUGUGAUCUCAGUUCAUACUUAUAGAAAGUAAAGGCAAGAAACAAUGAUAUAGAUUAUUUGUAUUUUCUCUGCAUUUAGUGUUACUCAAUUGUCUUGAACUGCAUUCAAUCAAAACAGGCUUGAAAUAUACAUGUGCAAAUUAUAGAUGCUAUAAAUGUAAUUAUCAUUUAAAGAGAUUUUUUUGUUAAACAAGAGAUGUAAUUUGCAUUUGAUUCCAAAGAAGUUUUUUUAAAUAGAGAAUUAUUAAAGUGUACAGAUUUUUCCUGUUGGUAAAUAGCAACUUUUAUGAAUUUUACUGAAUAUUGAUGCCAAGUUGUAAAAAUCACACCAUUUAAGAGAAAUAGCUGAUAAGGGCCAAAUUUGGCCCUUAAAAUGUGAGAGAUUCCAAAUUUUAUACUUUUCUAACUUCAAUACUUUUGGGACAAAACCAUAAUAUUUUACAACCAAUUUAGCUAUACUUCUUGUAAUUUGUCAAGACCAUUAAGUGCUACUUUUUUUAUUUUAAAAGCAUAGAGGAACUUUGUGAUGAGAUUACUAUUUUUACCAUUGGCAUAUCUUUGAAAGAUACAUGUACUGUAACAAUAGAAUUUUGUCAACUGCUCUCUGCAGAAAGGAAAAUGGUACAAAAAUAUGCUCUUCUCCAUCUUAUGUUAGAAAGUCUGGGAAAGUCCAAGUAUGAGUUUGAUAAUAUAACCAAAUUGAAAGUCAGAUUAUGGGGCCAAAUUAAGCCCCUGUCGUAUGUAGUCCUUUGAUUCCUAUUAGCAAUGUAGUGAAAUUCAGGUUUUUUUUAUCGCUUUGACAAUGGCUUAUGAUGGUAAACAUUUAAGAAUAAUUUUGAUCUCUGCUUUUCAUUAUAUAUGAAAUACCUUUAACUUUGGGGUUUUUUUUGGCAUAUAACAUUUCAAUGCUAAGUAGAAUUUUGAUUAUUAUAGUCUGGUUGGUUAGAUUGUUUAACUGAACAUCUUUAUUAAGAGACUGUAAUGAAGUUGGGAAAGAAGUAGGGACUUUUAAAAGACCAAUUUAUUCUGGUUCAUAAGUCAGAAACUUUUGUCGAAUCUAAACGAAAACUUCAAUUUGCAUAAAUUGACAACACAAUAUCUCAAUGUUAUGUCAUUUGAAAUGUUCAAAAUUCUAACAUUAUGUCACACCAUCAUAGUACCAGAAUAAUAUUUUCCACAAUAUUGAUCACAUAUUGAUUAAUAAAAUAUCUUGAUUUCAUUUUGGUACUAUUAUUGGUAUUAACUUUCAAAUAUUAGAGACAUUUUUUGCUAAUUUUGAAGAAAGACACCAAUUUGCAACAUGAUGAAACAUUUUAUUUAUGUUGAUCACCGAAGGAAAGAGUACAGGAAAACAUGGUUACAGUGAACACGCUUAUAAUGAAUUCACACUUACAGUAAAACACGGUUACAACAAACACGCUUAUAAUGAAUUCACACUUACAGUAAAACAUGGUUACAGAGAACACACUUAUAAUGAAUUCACACUUACAUUAAAACAUGGUUACAGAGAACACACUUAUAAUGAAUUCACACUUACAGUAAAACACGGUUACAGUGAACACGCUUAUAAUGAAUUCACACUUACAGUAAAACACGGUUACAGAAAACACGCUUAUAAUGAAUUCACACUUACAGUAAAACAUGGUUACAGUGAACACACUUAUAAUGAAUUCACACUUACAGUAAAACAUGGUUACAGUGAACACACUUAUAAUGAAUUCACACUUACAGUAAAACACGGUUACAGAGAACACACUUAUAAUGAAUUCACACUUACAAUAAAACACGGUUACAGUGAACAUGCUUAUAAUGAAUUCACACUUACAGUAAAACACGGUUACAUCAAACACACUUAUAAUGAAUUCACACUUACAGUAAAACACGGUUACAGAGAACACACUAAUAAUGAAUUCACACUUACAGUAAAACACGGUUACAGAGAACACACUAAUAAUGAAUUCACACUUACAGUAAAACACGGUUACAACAAACACGCUUAUAAUGAAUUCACACUUACAGUAAAACAUGGUUACAGUGAACAUACUUAUAAUGAAUUCACACUUACAGUAAAACACGGUUACAGAGAACACACUAAUAAUGAAUUCACACUUACAGUAAAACACGGUUACAACAAACACACUUAUAAUGAAUUCACACUUACAGUAAAACACGGUUACAUCAAACACAUUUUUAAUGAAUUCAUGCUUACAGUAAAACACAGUUACAGAGAACACGCUUAUAAUGAAUUUAUACUUACAGUAAAACAUGGUUACAGCAAACACACUUAUAAUGAAUUCACACUUGCAGUAAAACACGGUUACAGAGAACACACUUAUAAUGAAUUCACACUUACAGUAUAACAUGGUUACAGAGAACACGCUUAUAAUGAAUUCACACUUGCAGUGAAACAAGGUUACAGUGAACACACUUAUAAUGAAUUCACACUUACAGUAGAACAUUGUUAUAAAAGAAUCUGCACUUACAGUGAAACACAGUUACAGCAAACACUCGUAUAAUGAAUUCACGCCUACAGAUAAGUGAUUUUCAUUCCCUGUAGUUUUAUAACAUGUUGAAAACUUAAAUAAUUACAUUUAUAGCGAAUCAAAAUUCUUCGUCGCCAGCACUUUGCUAUAAACAUGUUUUACUGUAUAAUAGGAAAUUUACAGUAUAAUAUGAAACCAACAUCUUUUAGUUUUCUUGAACAAUCGGGGGCCAGUUACAGCCCUUGGCUAUCACAGAGAUUGGUAUUAGACCUUUGUUAACAGCACAAAAUUUAGCAAGACUCAAGACAGAACUUAAGAAAGAAUUAAAGGAUGAAAUAAAGACAUGGUGCUUCCCGGGAAUUAUCACAAUUUUAUACAAGAAUGCUACGUAUACACAUUGGUACAGCACCAGACAAUUGCUAGAAAUUUCAAAGGGACACUACUAAUAGUUUUUGAAAUAUUUUUUUUAUCUUUUUAUUGUAUUGAUGAAAAUUAAUGAAAGUUAAAACAUUUGAACAAAAAAUAAAGUUACGUAUAUUUAGCAUAGAAUGCAUGAAAAUUGUAUACAACCUUGUUAACUUGAUUUGUCAUUGUUGUGCUUUUUCUUUAGCCCUUCCGGAAGCAGCCUACAACAUGAGUUGAGUGAAUGUAUCUUUUUUCUAUCUGACAUGGCAAUGUUAUUCUCUGAAUGUUCCCUGUAAAAUGUUACUAUAUAUAUACUAUUAAAUUCUUCCUUUACAAAAACAUUGGGUCAUACUUCUAGCACAACUAGUUAUAUAAACUAGGAAUUAAGGGAGUGCACCCUAGCUAGAAUGAGCAAUUCAAUGGGAUUUGCAAUCCAGAACAAAUCAAGAUUUAAAUUAAGAAAAUGGUGUGUGAUUUUUCCUCUUUUCAGAGGAAAUCCCGAUUGGCUCAACUUUCUAAAAAGAAAAAAACAUGAGACACUUUGGGGUGUUUUCUUUUUUUUUAAACCAGUUUUCCUCCGAUUUCUGAGGAACUCAGUUACAGCCCUGAAAUUUAUAUUGCACAAUCAAGAUUUAAGAAAAGGGCUGAUUUGGAAAAGCAGGAAUUCCGGAUUCUAUAAAUAAACUCACUACAUGGCAGUUGCAAAAUAAGUGUUGUACAUAUGUAUCGCCACAUUAUCCCAAUAGAGGCUUGUAUACAGUGGAAUCUUCAUUGACUUUUAGGUUGCCCUUGCCCACGAAUUUACAUCCCCCCAAACAUUAAUACAAAAUUUAAAGUUUCUGAAUAAGCUAGGUAUAUGUAUCUCUAGAUAAUGAUAUUUAAUAGUCACUCUAUUGAUUUUAAAAAGACAAUAUUUGAGUUCUUCAUUCUCAAAAAAUAGUUAACUGAACACAAUUAUUAUAAUGUAUAUACAAUGUAAAUAUGAGCAGCGUCCCAUUGUCAUGAUUAUAAUCAAAUUAGUAUGCGUGUUCCAAAGGUUCGAUUUCAAAUGGAAACGGACCCUAGUUAUUAAAACGGGUAGCAGCUGUUCCUUCGCCAAGUGCUUGAAAUUGGAAGUGAAGGGUGGGGUUCUUUCAGACAAGACCAUGACGAGUGCCACAAACAAUACAGCAUUCGCUCGUUGUCUUGAUAUCUGUUUCCAUGUGAGAAAAUGUACAGAAAACUAUUUGCAUCAAUCGAGUUGAAAUGUAAACCGAUUAUGUAUUUCUCUUAGGUUGUGACAAAACUUCAGGGCAAUAUCUGUAUUCAUAAUGGAAAAAAAAUCUGGAAAACAAAAACAAGGUUUUUCUACUAAGUGAUACUACAACUUUGACCUUGAGAAAUAAUAGGCAUCCUCCGCUUGGCAUAAGGUGUAUGUGUACCAAGUUUGACGGUCUUAAACCAACGAUUUGGUCUAUCCUGCCUACAAGGUUUUCCUAAAAAGUGAUACAACUUCGACCUCUGACCUUAAAGAACAAAGGCGUCCUCCACUUGGCAUGAGGAGUAUGUGUACUAAGUUUGAUGGUCCUAGCCCCAAUAGUGCCUACAAGGACCCUGGAAAAACAUUUGGCAUUUUCCUCUCAAAGUGAUUAAAUGUACCAAGUUGUAAGUUCAGUAUGUAUUCUGCCUACAAGGUUUUUCUUGUAACGGAUACCUUGACCUAAAGAACCAAUUGGCAUCUUCCUCUCAUCAUGGUGGUCAAAUGUACCAAGUUAGAAGAUGCCCCAAACGGACUGCCAAUACCAUAAUACAUCCAGUCUUUGACAGGCAUUUAAAAUCCAAGGUCCUGUGUCAGUAUGCACUGGCAUGGAAGUGACCCCAAGAUAUAAUGACCACCUUUUCCCUCAUUAUCUCCCCUUGAAAGUGGGUGGACCCAUUUGAAUGAACAUAAUCAUGACAGUUUGAGCGAAAAAUUUUCAAAUUAAUGUUUUGAUUGCUUAACUAAGGUAUUUCUAAUAGUCAAAAAAAAAAUUGAAUAUCGGUUGUUGAGGUAUAUGCGAGAUACAGCUCACAAUUCUUUGUUAUGUAAACAAGGCUCGUGCCAUGUUUUUGUUUACAUAGGUUACAUAUACUAGUAACUGUUUCGUUUAAAGCAUAUAUUUUCAAUUUACAAGUUAAUUCUGAACACAAUUAAAUAGUUUUUAGCGUUUGGCACAUCUAAUUUUGUUUUAAACAUGCUGUGUUCUAUUAAGCAAUCUAUAUAUAUGUAAACAAAAAUAUGACACAAGCUUUCUUUACAUAACAAAUUGCGAGUGCUGUAUCUCACUUAUAACUCAACAACUGAUAUUCAAAUUUUGGUUGACCAUCAGAAAUACUUUAGUUAAGUAUUGUAAACAAUAAAAAUGGAAAAAUAUAAUUUGAAAAUUUUCAGCUCAAAUCAUGUCCAUGCCCCUUUAAUAUUCAUCUGUCGCCUUUCAAAAACUUGUUCCCUUGCUUUUAUCGGUCACCAGUGUCACAAACAGGCAUCCACUGUUUUCCAAUUUAAAUAAUUUUGUACUUUAAUUUUAGUUCACUGGACAUUGUCCAAAUGACCUUGUGUUAGGAAGUGACCUUAUUUUGAAAUUAGACUAGGUCCUCUCUAAAACACCGCACACAAUUCAUAACAAAGCCAGUCUGGUUUUCCUUCACAUUUAUUGUAGAAUAAAAUGGUCUAGCCACUUGUAUAGCACCAUAAAAGCUCCGUCAAGAGAUGUACUUUAAGAAUACAAAUUUUGGUAUGAAUUUGAAAUUACCCAGAGUUUUAGACAGCAACUGUCUUCCAUUUAAAGCAAAAUAAAGUUCCAUUCUUUUCUUUGCCCAAAACUAUAGCUAUUGUUUUGUCAGUCUGCCUGAAUUCACAGAUACCUGUAAAUUAGCAUACUUCUAAUACACAUUUAAAGAUCAAAGGACUUGGAACUUAAAUUUUGGUUUUUAAACAUCAAAAAAAAAAAUGGGUGCAUACACAAUGUAUGAAGUAAUGAAUGAAAUAUAUAUCCACGACAAUGUUGUAAUCCUAAAGAAAUUUAAAACAGACAAAGUAUCAGAGAUCUCCAUUCAUUACAUAAAAAAAUCCUUUCGUACAUCAGAUAAAAGGAAUGUUGAUUUGAAUUUGGUCCCAAACCAAUUCAUUUAAGGAACAAAAAAUUCACCUGUACAGCAGCUUUUAUUUGACACGCAUAGUUAACCUGAAACAAAACAACUAUACCAAUUUUGACCUUAAAAAAAUGGAUUCAAAAGUUUUAUCACCACCAUAGUUGUUCGCAUAUAUUUUGUUUUAAAAUUUGACAUCAAGCAUGAAAUAAAACAUUUCUCUAACAUCCCAUACAUUCUAGUUUGCAAAAGGUUUCAAGAUUGCAUGACAUUUUCAGUUUUACAGAAACACCACAGAAGAGAACUUUCACAUACAAAAUAUGAAUUUCAAAUUAUAUCGUACUCUUUUGCAAAAAGCACUGGCAUACACAUAUUUAAAUAACAAUUCCUAAAAAAAAAAAAAAAAAGUAUAUAUACACCUCAUAAACAAUUGGAAUAAGAAAUACAAGCUAA